This is a messenger RNA of Formica exsecta, 2278 nucleotides long. RefSeq lists its product as uncharacterized. The transcript has 7 exons. The record is from RefSeq and is a predicted model, not a curated record. Bases 785 to 1765 code for a protein of 326 amino acids. Lineage: Eukaryota; Metazoa; Arthropoda; Insecta; Hymenoptera; Formicidae.
AAUAAGGAGCUAUAAAACAAAGAACUUUUUUUGUAAUUUCAGCUCGUUCUUCAGAAAUAAGCCCAUUAACUAAAAAGUAUGCUACUGGUAGUUUCCACUUUUCAUUUAUACCAGUUAACAAAUAUACCAUGAGUCAACAAAUAAAAUAGACUGGAGUCUAAAAUGUGAGUCGGUUGAUCCAGUCAGUCGGCGCCGACACCACAGUGAUCUAGAAUUUAAAAAAGUUGGCCAAAAAUAUAUAUCUUUAUUGUAGUAUAACAACACUAUGUACAUAUAUGUUUUUGAGAUGGCUGUUUACGAUAAGAAAGUUUAUAUACACGGUCCUAAAGAACGUCGAAAAAAGUGGACGCUCAAGCUACGAUGAUGUACACCGUUCGCGAUAAAUCUACCCCCACUACCGAUACAUUCACCCUGUUCUUCUUUACGUAAUGGGCUUCUCUCUCUGGUAUUAUCAAUUAAAAGCUAAAACGGAACAGUCUACAAGUAAUACGUCACGUGACAUUUCUAAAAGAUUGUAAUCGUAAGAAAUAAAUUUCCGAAAACGCCGAAGGUGAGAAAAAUAAUCGUCGAAAAGCGAUCUUGAUCAUCUUCGGAUAAAUUGUUCGUGACGUAACAGCACGGCGCGCUGCGUCAACAUAAAAUUCGCUUUGUUAUUAUUUACGUCAAUUGGAGCAACUCGUCGAGUCGGUUAAAAGGUUAUGUUGCACUGUAAUUUCGCCAAGAUUGCUUUCUCUUAGCGUCAGAACUAUCGGAGUGCUUUUCAUUAAGGCGUUCUCACUUGCUCAUGGGAUUUAUUGACGAUGAAUUGCAAGAAGUAUCUCAGCUCUGUCACAAUGUUGUUGAUGGAAGUCGCCUCGUCUCUUGCGUGCGGAGCAUGGUCCGCGUCGAAAUAACGAAAACAUUGUUCAAGCAACUCGUUGUGUGCAUCCAAUUCCGAGAAGAUUAUCCCGCGUCACCGCUGUUUCUCGAAUUAAAAAGUAAAACUCUAUCUACAAAGCUGCUCAAUGGACUAGCAGAAGUUUGUGAAAAGGAGUGCAAGCGUUUAUUGAACAAAACACAGGUAUUGCCAAUUUUAAAGUUUAUCAGAAAUUUUAUUGAAGAGAAUCCGCUUAUCUGUUGCUACGACGAAAUAUCAACAAUAAAAAAACUUCUGGGGGACAAAGACGAGUUAAAAUUGAAGCAGAAGAAUUCUUAUAUUUGUUUAAAAUUAUACCAAAAUUUAUAUAAUUUUAAGACCAAGCUUGACAUUCCGGAUAAUUAUCCCAUCAAUUGCGUGACGUUUAGUGAUGUUGAUACAAAUUUUCCACCAUUGUUUAAGCGUUAUUUAGUUGGACAAGGAAGAGAAUUAGCAAGACAAUGUAUCGAGUCACCAUUGAAGAAACAAGCCCAACAGAAACCAUUCACUCCAAAACCAUCAUUAAACACAAUUGCUUCCUUCCUCAUAAAAACUGUAAAAGCUUUUCCACAAGAGUCUUGCCAACAUUGCAAAGUAAUAUGCUUGCCAGCAAACCCAGAAGAGGUUGUAACCGACGAAAAUGCGGAUUUCCACGCCGAAAGACUUUACUGUGGUCAUCUCUUCCACUUAAAAUGUCUCGUGACAUACAUGAAGACUCCGCCAUUCCAUGGGGGUAAGAAAUGUCCAAGUUGCAACCAACGUGUGUAUCAUGACAAAUGGGGAUUAAGUGACAAGCUCGCAGAAGCUCGCUGGGCUCAUCAACAGGCACGAGCAAGAGAGUUAGCAGAAGUUGAAGAUUUUUUCAGCUAAAAAAAUCCUGUAUCAACAGACACUUGUGCUGUGAGUUUCAUGAUACUUUACUAAAAACGCGGUAUGGUAAAUGAAACCAUAUAAAACAUGGCAACUGACAUUUUGAGAAAAAAUAAAAUGCUUAAUAAGAAUGAAAGUAUAAAAGAGAAAGAAUUCUGCCACUAAAAAGAAAAAUUAUUGUUAUGAUUUAACGAAAUUGUACUAUUUUAGAAUAUUGUACCACAUUUAUUAAAGCAGAAGGCAAAUAACGUUGAAAAAAAGUUUCUUUUUUUUAAAUAUAUAACGAUACUUACAUCUAUUUCCAAAUAGAAAAAUGUCAGUUACCAAUUUUAUCUUUGCAUCAAGAAAGUAAGAAUGAAAGAAAGUAUCAUUGUGAAUAGCAAAUGGGCAUUAAUCACAGUGGGCUUAAAAUAGUUGAUAAGAAUAUUUUUUACGCGUGCUAAAUGUAUCAGCAUAGCAUUAUUUUUAUAUCUUUAGGUUACUUUAUGUAAAAAUAAUAUUUAUAUACAUACA